AUGUCUUCUUCUGACACUCGUAUACUCAUCCACGAUGACCACUCCGACCACCACAAUUUCACAACGGAGAAAGAUACCCCACUGCUUGGAACACAUUUAUCGCCUCCUCCAUCUACCCACCGCUCGCUGGCAUUUUGGCUCAUCCUUUAUUUUUGUUUCAACCUGGGACUGACCCUGUACAAUAAGGGUGUCCUCAUCCACUUUCCUUUUCCAUACACGCUCACUGCACUGCACGCUUUCUGUGGCACCGUCGGAGGGCUCACAUUGCUGAAGAAUGGUACAUUCAUACCCGCCAAACUCUCUGACACCGACAACUUAGCGCUUGUGGCGUUUAGUGUAUUGUACACUAUCAACAUCGCCGUCAGCAAUAUAUCUCUUCAUAUGGUCACUGUUCCAUUUCAUCAAGUAGUCCGCGCAGCCACGCCGAUUUUUACAAUUCUGUUGUCGAUGUUCUUAUUUGGCACCCGGAGUAGUAGCCACAAAAUGGCAUCUCUGGUCCCUGUCAUCGCUGGCGUCGGUUUUGCGACAUACGGAGACUAUUCGUACACAACGACUGGACUCCUUUUGACCGUACUGGGAACAGUACUAGCCGCCAUUAAGACCAUCUAUACUUCCAUCCUACAGUCGACACCGUCAAUAUCCUCUCCGCAGCCACGCGUAAAUUAUGUCGUUCCACCACGGCUACAAUUGCAUCCACUUGACCUGUUAACGCGGAUGGCGCCGCUCGCAUUCAUUCAGUGCGUUGUUCUCGCAUACUUUACGGGGGAAUUAUCUCGCGUGCACACAUGGAGUUUGCACGAGAUGACGCCCAUCAAAGCGGCACUCCUUGGGGUGAAUGGCAUGAUUGCAUUUGGUCUUAAUAUUGUGAGUUUUACGGCGAAUAGGGCAGCAGGCCCUUUGAGUAUGACUGUUGCUGCCAACGUCAAACAAGUACUCUCUGUGUUUCUUGCGGUCAUUUUAUUCAAGCUCACAAUAACGCCAACAAACGCGCUUGGCAUCCUUCUCACGCUCGCUGGUGGAAUGUGGUACGCGACCGUUGAAUAUCAGGAAAAGCGAGGUAGAUGGAGGAAGUAG
Suillus paluster is the source of this 1074-nucleotide messenger RNA. RefSeq names its product TPT-domain-containing protein. Gene Ontology annotation, molecular function: antiporter activity. The transcript has 4 exons. Lineage: Eukaryota; Fungi; Basidiomycota; Agaricomycetes; Boletales; Suillaceae. The record is from RefSeq and is a predicted model, not a curated record. The coding region runs from base 1 to 1074 and encodes 357 amino acids. Gene Ontology annotation, cellular component: Golgi apparatus.